This is a messenger RNA of Callithrix jacchus (white-tufted-ear marmoset), 4355 nucleotides long. RefSeq names its product actin binding LIM protein family member 3 (gene ABLIM3). The record is from RefSeq and is a predicted model, not a curated record. Gene Ontology annotation, cellular component: stress fiber; actin cytoskeleton. NCBI's taxonomy places the organism in Eukaryota, Metazoa, Chordata, Mammalia, Primates, Cebidae. Gene Ontology annotation, molecular function: actin filament binding. Gene Ontology annotation, biological process: cytoskeleton organization; lamellipodium assembly; cilium assembly.
CAGGUGGCAGCAGCGAGCGGCCGCGCCCCCCGCGCUGCCAACCCGCGAGCCCGCAUCAUGGAUGUCGAGCUCUCCUAUUUCGCAUUGCUCGCCCUGGAAUUCGAGACCCCAGAAGAGGACCAAGAUUCAUGAAUCGGUCGCAGGGGCCGGGGCAGGGGCCUCUGGCUCCCGACACUGGCCGAGAGGUGAUGAGUGAGGUCCGAAGAACGGAAGAUUUAAAAAGCAGCCGGGGCCUCCGUAUUGAAUGAAAGACCCAGUGCAGAGACAUCACCAUGAACACUAGCAUUCCUUAUCAGCAGAAUCCUUACAAUCCCCGGGGCAGCUCCAAUGUCAUCCAGUGCUACCGCUGUGGAGACACCUGCAAAGGGGAAGUGGUCCGCGUGCACAACAACCACUUCCACAUCAGAUGCUUCACCUGUCAAGUAUGUGGCUGUGGCCUGGCCCAGUCAGGCUUCUUCUUCAAGAAUCAGGAGUACAUCUGCACCCAGGACUAUCAGCAACUCUAUGGCACCCGCUGUGACAGCUGCCGGGACUUCAUCACAGGCGAAGUCAUCUCAGCCCUGGGCCGCACCUACCACCCCAAGUGCUUCGUGUGCAGCUUGUGCAGGAAACCUUUCCCUAUUGGAGACAAGGUGACCUUCAGUGGUAAAGAAUGUGUGUGCCAAACGUGCUCCCAGUCCAUGGCCAGCAGUAAGCCCAUCAAGAUUCGUGGACCAAGCCACUGUGCCGGGUGCAAGGAGGAGAUCAAGCACGGCCAGUCACUCCUGGCGCUGGACAAGCAGUGGCACGUCAGCUGCUUCAAGUGCCAGACCUGCAGCGUCAUCCUCACCGGGGAGUACAUCAGCAAGGAUGGUGUUCCAUACUGCGAAGCCGACUACCACUCCCAGUUUGGCAUUAAAUGUGAGACUUGUGACCGAUACAUCAGUGGCAGAGUCUUGGAGGCAGGAGGGAAGCACUACCACCCAACCUGUGCCAGGUGUGUACGCUGCCACCAGAUGUUCACCGAAGGAGAGGAGAUGUACCUCACAGGUUCCGAGGUUUGGCACCCCAUCUGCAAACAGGCAGCCCGGGCAGAGAAGAAGUUAAAGCAUAGACGGACAUCUGAAACCUCCAUCUCACCACCUGGAUCCAGCAUUGGGUCACCCAACCGAGUCAUCUGCGCUAAAGUGGAUAAUGAGAUCCUUAAUUACAAAGACCUGGCGGCUCUCCCCAAGGUUAAGUCCAUCUACGAGGUACAACGCCCUGACCUCAUUUCCUAUGAGCCUCAUUCCAGAUACACGUCCGACGAGAUGCUGGAGAGAUGUGGCUAUGGAGAGUCGCUGGGAACAUUAUCUCCCUACUCCCAGGACAUCUAUGAGAACCUGGAUCUCCGGCAGAGACGGGCCUCCAGCCCGGGGUACAUAGACUCCCCCACCUACAACCGGCAGGGCAUGUCCCCCACCUUCUCCCGCUCACCUCACCACUACUACCGCUCUGGGCCCGAGAGUGGCCGGAGCUCUCCAUACCAUAGCCAAUUAGAUGUGAGGUCCUCCACUCCAACCUCUUACCAGGCUCCCAAGCACUUUCACAUCCCAGCUGGAGACAGUAACAUCUACCGGAAACCCCCGAUCUACAAACGGCAUGGUGAUUUGUCUACAGCAACCAAGAGCAAAACAAGUGAAGACAUCAGCCAGGCCUCCAAGUACAGUCCCGCCUACUCGCCAGACCCCUAUUAUGCUUCGGAGUCUGAGUACUGGACCUACCAUGGGUCCCCCAAAGUGCCCCGAGCCAGAAGGUUCUCAUCUGGAGAGGAGGAUGAUUUUGACCGCAGCAUGCACAAGCUCCAGAGUGGAAUUGGCCGGCUGAUUCUGAAGGAAGAGAUGAAGGCCCGGUCGAGCUCCUAUGCAGACCCCUGGACCCCUCCCCGGAGCUCCACCAGCAGCCGAGAGGCCCUGCACACAUCUGGCUAUGAGAUGUCCCUCAAUGGCUCUCCUCGGUCGCACUACCUGGCUGACAGUGAUCCUCUCAUCUCCAAAUCUGCCUCCCUGCCUGCCUACAGAAGAAAUGGGCUGCACAGGACGCCCAGCGCAGACCUCUUCCACUACGACAGCAUGAACGCGGUCAACUGGGGCAUGCGAGAGUACAAGAUCUACCCUUAUGAACUGCUGCUGGUGACUACAAGAGGAAGAAACCGACUGCCCAAGGAUGUAGACCGGACCCGUUUAGAGCGCCAUCUGUCCCAGGAAGAGUUCUACCAAGUCUUUGGCAUGACCAUCUCCGAGUUUGACCGGCUGGCCCUGUGGAAGAGGAAUGAACUGAAGAAGCAAGCCCGGCUGUUCUAGGCAGAGGCUCUAUAAAUAUAUAUGCAUUUAUAUAAAGAUAUAUGUAAAAUCUCUCUACUGAAGCUCGGUAUAAUCCUCUCUUGUGUAAUGGGACACACUGCCUGCCAUGAGACUUGCUUUUCUGUGCUGUCAGGCAAGCCCACAUCAUCGAGAUAUUUUUAUGCUCUUUACUUUCUCUUUUCUAAGUGCUGUGGGAUCUGGGAAGGGAUUUGAGGGGACUCUGUCCUUUUAUUGGGGAUCCUUUUUAUACUGAAACAUCUGUCCUAACGUGAGUGCCCCAAGGUCCAACUCUCUUUCCUAAAGAAGGUGCCUGAAGAAGUCUCUCUUGUCUUUGCUUUGUGGCCCCUUUCUUGAACUUCUAGGGCUCAUGCUGACCACGUGGUUUCCACACCUUAUUGGCCCCAGAGGGGCCCUCCCACGGGAAGAUCUGCAGCAAUCUCCCCAACUCAAUGAGCGCCUUUAAGCACCCACGAAGAACUUUCUCAACACCCCAGUUAGGAGCUCAGUGCUCUCUGGGGGCAAUGCAGUUAAAAGUGUGAGCCUCAAAUCUGGUCAUUAUACCGGUCAACAGAAGUGGACAGGGCCUAGGCUUCUCCUCAGCUCCUCAACCCUCCUCCUUCUGCCCUGGAUUGUAGCCUCUCCCUUGUCCAAAUCUAGGAUUCAUAGUAGGAAAAGAAAAAGGCCCUUCCCUUCCCUCUACCACUUCCAGCUGGCCCCUUUGCCUGACCUGGACUUGGAGAACCAGAGGAAAGAAGAGGGAGUGGAAGUGGGAGAUAGAGCAGGGACCCUAUUAGAAUCAGAGCUGCAGGCUUUCUUGGGAUCCUCCUCUCUCCCUCACUGCUCCCAGCACCUCCUGACCCUUCCCACUUUCAAGGAGAGGCCCAUGAUGGCAGCCUGUAUUCUUUAGCCUUAUUACAAUCUAUGUGCCUGACAACUCAACACCGCAGGGCUAACGUUCCCACCAGAGCUCCAACCGAUCAACCAGACAACUCUCACUACCCUUCAGAGAGAAAAUAGGCCAUGUCCCAAAGAAAGGUUCUUGAUCUAUGCCUCUGGUCUGUGGGCUAGCAGGACAACCAUACCAUACCUCCACCAGUCCUCAGCUUGUGCUGAAAAGUUAGCCAUGUUUCACGGGGAAACUUUUGGAAGAGUGGCUGCUUACGAGAUUUCAAAAUGAAGUGUUGGCCAACAGCACUCAUGGCCAUCCUGGAUUUCCCCGGUGGCUUCCUUUUCUGCCUGCUCACCUCCCUGAACAGGGGAGAAGGCUUAACCUCUCUUCUCCUCUCCAAACCUUUCACCUUUGAGUGGGCAAUGUUUGGUGGGAGCUGUUCCUUCUUGGAGAUGCCUUGAGUUGGACCAUCUUGAGGUCAUGGAGGAAGGAUGAAGAAUUGAAAAUGACAAUAAUGACUCUCAAGAGGCUGGUGAUGUGACAUGGCAAAUGUAGAACUGACUUAAACUGAACAAACCCUCACUGAGCACCUCUGAUGUUGAGCACCUGCUGAAUACUGAGCACUGAAUGGGGGAGGGGGAGGGGAGCACCGGGGUAAGUCUACCUGGGACUGGGUCUCAGGGGCAUGCCUACUACCAGUGGGUAUCGUAAGGCUGUACCCAAACAUAACGGACGUAAGGCAGAAAGUGAGCAGAGAAGGAAUGAGAAAGUGUACGUAAUGUUACAGAAAAGUCAUAUGCAGUUACAGCAGACCAAGAAAGCCUUCUGGAAGAGAUUGCAUCUGAGGAAAAUUCAGCGGAAGGAUCUUUGUAGAUUGGGAGGAGAUUCUAAGUGGAAGGGGUGAUAGGGUGAGGGCCAGAGGGAAGUUGGCUGUGCUCUCAUUUAGGAUGUCAGCCCUCCCUGCAACUUCUCUUUUUGGCCAAUGUCUUUUCACUCUCCUGACCCUUUAGAAACGUCCCCAGCAAGAUGCAAACACUGAAGCUGCCUCAUUGUCAGUGGUUAAGAACUUGGCGAGACUGAAGGGAUUUUGUUAUUGUUGUUGGAUAUUUUUGUUUCCCAUAAAAGCACAUCAUUUCAACCCCAAA